This is a messenger RNA of Thrips palmi, 1131 nucleotides long. Its product is annotated as GILT-like protein 1. The record is from RefSeq and is a predicted model, not a curated record. The transcript is spliced from 6 exons. Bases 1 to 978 code for a protein of 325 amino acids. Gene Ontology annotation, molecular function: oxidoreductase activity, acting on a sulfur group of donors, disulfide as acceptor. NCBI's taxonomy places the organism in Eukaryota, Metazoa, Arthropoda, Insecta, Thysanoptera, Thripidae.
AUGACCACGCCGUGUUCGCGCACUGCGCAGCAAGCCUUCCAGCAAGCCAGCAGCCAGCAGCAGCAGCAAGCCCAAGCAGUCAGUCGUCAGUCCGCCUGCCAGUUUGUUUCCAGUCGCCGGCUUGGGCCUUCGGUUGUUCGGUUGAACCGUGACCGUUCUGGGUGCUGUCAGAGUGCAAGUACCCGCCGCCGGACGUGCUCGUCGGCCAGUGUGUUGAUUCUGAUUCAUCGCGGACACUCAUCGUCGCCCAGCUUGGACAUGUCGGCGUUCGUGGGCUGCCUCGUGGCGGUGCUGGCCUGCAGCAGCCUCGCGCAGGCUGCCGAUCCUGUCCCCGUGACUGUGUACUACGAGUCCUUGUGCCCGGACAGCAUUAAAUUUUACAUCAACCAACUGUACCCAACUAUGGAGAAUGCCAAUUUGUCAAUGAAUGUUGAAUUGCAAUUGGUGCCCUACGGUAAAUCAACUCAAGAGAAGCUUGAAAAUGGUACCUGGGCCUUCCAAUGUCACCAUGGUGAACGAGAAUGCUAUGGUAACAAAGUGCAAGCCUGUGCUUUGAACUUGUUGACCAGCAAGAAUGAGCGACUCCAGUACCUCAACUGUCUGUUGAAAACCAUGCUUGACAACAGGGGUGCUGUGUAUCCUACUAAUGAGUGUGCGAACCAGAUUAAUAUUGCAGAGAAAGCUGAUAUUAUUGAUUGUGCUAAUAGCACCAAGGGAGAUGAACUUUUAGCAGCAAUGGGAAACAAGACUCAAUUGUUCAUGGCCAAGUUAACCAGCGUACCAACAGUUGUGUUCAACAAUAAAUUUGAUGCCAAUGACCAAAAGCAAGCUCAGACCAACUUCAAGGGAGUUCUGUGCAAGUACAUCUCGGAUCCUAAGCCAGCGGAGUGUGCAGGAACAAGCGGAGCUGCUUCCAUCAGCACUUCAUUAUUUGUCAUUUUUGCUACCAUUUCACUUUUCUUCAGUCAGUACUUCUAAACUUAAAUUUUUUUUAAAUACCCUGUAAUAAAUUUAACUGUCCUCCUUGUCAACACAAAGGCAACACUCUCAAAAUGGAUCAUUCAGUCAAGAUCUGUAAAUAAUGUAAAGAUUUGUGCGAUGUUAGGCCCACCAGUAAAUUGAUAUACUGUA